Molecule: messenger RNA, 1066 nt
Organism: Ostreobium quekettii
Lineage: Eukaryota; Viridiplantae; Chlorophyta; Ulvophyceae; Bryopsidales; Ostreobiaceae
Source: the annotation of a GenBank genome assembly
UUUCAAGUCCAAAGUCCGCACAGAGAAAGUUGCUGUGAAACUGCAACGUGUGGAGGUUUUGAAAGGAAUGCCAUUCACCAACGCGAAUAAGGACGUUGUGUGCCAGGUGUGGGUGUCACAGAAGGAGUACCGAUUCUUGUACGAAGUGAGGAAUGGUUUGGUCCCACAAGUGCAGCAGCUGUUGGAAGAUGUCCUGUGGCACAAGGGGCUGUAUGACCCAGAAGGACAUCGUGGUCUGAACAGCUUUCUUGAAGAGCAAGAAAUCGCCAUCGCAUCUGAAAUUGAGGGGUUUCGCCUGUUCAAACGAAAACCAGACAGCCACAGGCUUGUCCAUGGCCUGGUGAGGAUUAACCUCCUCAAGACAACCAUUGAGAUUGUAUCCCCUGCAAGUCGAAAAUGGUUUGGUACCGGACGCUGCGUGGACGUCCCUGACUUGCAUACAGCUGUCACCCAUUUUGGGGGGGGGGCAGAACAAUGGCCUCUCGUCCCCACCAACUCGCGCUACCUCCGGUUCCGAGACAAUGCAAACGUUGAUCCACCAACAAGCUUCCAUGGUUCAAUGAUGAGUCCAGACCAUGAGAGUGCAGAUGCUGAGGAUGCUGAUCCUUUUUGCUCAAGAGCAGUUGGGGAGCUUUUGGACCCCGAAACUGUCCAGGACGACGACAAGGGGCUGUGGGGAGACAUGUGGUGGGAGCAUGGCGCUUUGAAGUCCCUUGUUCGGAUGGUGUCCACCCUGGUUUGGCCCAAUGGUUCAGAGCUUUUCGAGCUUGCCCGCCGUGCCGCCCUGGUGCUGCUAUCACAGGCAUCUGUGGGAUCACCUGUAGCAGACACAUUCAUGGAAACAGUCACCGCUGUUGUCCAGGAGAAGGGAUCAGAAUGUCUUGCUGUGUACAAGCUUGUCUUGGCGCUCUUGGACAGACCUGCAGUGAAGCAGGUACAGAUAACAAUUCAUGCUGAGCUGUUGUUUUCCCUGCACAGUGUUCAACGAUGCCUGUGGGUCAGUCACCAAAAGUUGGGCAGCCUUGCUUGCCUCCUUGCGAGGCUGGUUCAAGGGCUCAACAAUUGA